Toxotes jaculatrix (banded archerfish) is the source of this 2822-nucleotide messenger RNA. RefSeq names its product RING finger protein 225. Gene Ontology annotation, biological process: protein ubiquitination. NCBI's taxonomy places the organism in Eukaryota, Metazoa, Chordata, Actinopteri, Toxotidae. Gene Ontology annotation, molecular function: ubiquitin protein ligase activity. The coding region runs from base 658 to 1443 and encodes 261 amino acids. The record is from RefSeq and is a predicted model, not a curated record. The transcript is spliced from 4 exons.
CAACCGCCAAACUCCGGAGGGUCUGUGAGUGACACCGAUCUAACGAUGGCGCAGUGUGGGGCGACACUGGGCAUCAAUUAGCGGUGAUUUUAAAUGACUGGAGUGUGAAUCCAGUUGUGUGGUACAGGGUUACUCAUUCAGACACUGACCUGGUCCUGGUUUCAACUAAACUUAUGCAAAGCAGAGGAAAUGUGAUCCUGAGCAGUUUAGUACAGCGAGAACCAGAACUGACUGCAGCUCUCCGUCACUGUGGAGAGUGAGCUGUGAUAAAGGGCGUCUGAGGCUGUAUGAGGAGCAUCUUCAUCAUUUCUUCGUCAUCCCUCCACGAGUCUGUUAACCCGUCACUGAUGUCCACUGACUGCUGAAAGCUCAACGUCCUCCAUCUCUGGAACUUCACUUCCUCUUCCUCCUCCUCCUAAAUCACUCCUCCAUCCUGCUGUUUGUCCAUCAUGAAUCCCUAUGGAGACACAAACCUGACCCCUCACUCACGUGUCGCUACUCUGGGUGUCCAGAGUUCACCUCCAUAUUCAGCCCCCGGCUCCUAUGAUAAUGCCCAUAAUGCAUCUUUCUCCAGUUUGCCAUGUCCUGCAGUCAUCCAGACAGGUCACAGCUCUCUUCCAGCUUUGAGCCAUAACUCUCCUCCCUCAUCAGACCAAGAUGGAGGUCAAAACCUGGUCCGAUCACCAAACUCAGACCUCUCCACCUCACCGCUUCCAGCCUCAGAUCCAGGCUUCAGCCUUGGAUCCAGGUCUCUGUCUAGCCUGGCUCCGUCUCCAGUUUCCAUUCCCACACCAAACCCGUACCCUGCCCCCGCCACCCCCCCCCUCCUGCCAGAUCUCCGUCAUCAUCCCGUCCCCAGACCUCCGCCUGUCUCCUCUCCCCGCUCAGUGCUCCGAGGACGCCUGUCCGGACCUGGAGUGCUCCAUCUGCUUCAGCGAGUUCAACAACGUCUUCCGCUGUCCCAAGAUGCUUCACUGCAAGCACACGUUCUGCCUGGAGUGUCUGGCGCGCAUCAACGUCAAGUCAUCUGAGCCCAGCGCCAUCCAGUGCCCGCUGUGCCGCAGCCUCACGCCUCUGCCCACCCUCGGCCUGCCCAAACUCACCACGGACUCAGACGUGCUGUCCUACCUGCCGGCCGCCAUGCAGAGGGUCUACAGCAUCCGCUUCCUCCGCAAUAAAGGGAAGCUGGAGGUCAAAAGGUCGUCUGAAAGUCAUCGGCGAUGGGGUCAGAGGUCGCUGACGUCCCUGAGGUCAGUGAACCGCUCUCUGGACGUGGGGCUUCCCAGCCCGCCUGUCAGGGGCCGUGGCGAGGCGGGGGGCGUGGGCGGCGCUCUGUUCAGACUGACGGGCCGGCCGGCGUGCCGAGCCUUCCUCCUGACGUCUGUGGUGAUGAUGAUGGUGCUGCUGACCGGCAUCAUCAUCUACCUCCUCAACUUCAAAUGAGACUCGAACUGACUGUGAGUGACAUCACAUUACAUCACAUCCUGUCUUCCUCCUGUGAAAUCUGCUUUUAUUUUUGUGACUGAAAAAAAAAAAACACACAAAACCCACCAAACUGUAAAAUUCCACCGUCUCCAAUAAGCAACAUGUGUUUCACUGCUGUGGCUAACGGAUGAAAACACGUCCAGAUGUGCAAUAAAAGCCUCGGCUCAGGCUCUUGUGCAACAAGCAGCGUUUAACUCGUGGAUGACACUUAAAGCCGGGACAUGGAGGAGACGAUCUGUCCUUACAUCAACCCUCUGAGGACCAGCUGACACCUGAGCUCAGAAAGUGCCUGAGAAACGCAGAAGCUCUGGACUUUGUAACCUGUGCCAGAAGUUUGAAAGAAUCACCCAGAGGUCUGGAAAUAUCAGCAGAGGAGGAAACGUAGCAGAGGAGACUGAGAAACACUGGACUUUUACCUGCUUCACUCAGUGUGUGGAGGUUCAGGAAACACCAGCUGGCUGAUCUGAAGGUCGUUGGAUGGCAGCGAGUGAUGAUGGUGUGUAACAGUAGAAAACAACAGGCCGAUCGCAGCUUUAUUAUGUUAACAAGAGGCCAGAGUCUGUGGUGGUUUCCAUCCAGCUGCAGAUAAAAGCUGAAACAUUAAUCUUCUCUCACUUUGUCACUUUGGGAUGUGAACGUCCGCUGAAACACAACAUUAGUGUCACUUCCGCCCUGACAUAAGACCUGAAACCAGCCUGUCAUUUCCGUCUCCUCACCUCACUUUAAACACAAGAUUCCAUAAACCUGUCAGCAGGUGGCGCUGCCUUCUUCUUCAUGUUCUCCUGUUUUAACUCGCUCUGGCAGCUUCCAGCACUUUACAAAGACUGAAUGGCUCAUGUUUGGUUCUGUCUUUAAAAGUUACUGUUCCCUCUUGGUGGAGCUGCAGCUCUGACCUCGCUCUUAACCAAAUGCUGGAAACAAGAGCCAUGCAAAUGACCCGAGCCACAGUUAGUCUGACGCAGGGCUCAGAGAGCCGAGUCCAGGACUCUUUAUACGGACUCAGACUCUAACACAUGACCGUGGGUUUAACGUAUAAACAAAUCAAACUCUGAAAACCUGGACGAGUAAAACCAAACGCACUGAGGUGAACUGACCUUUUUAAAGAAGCCAAAGACUGACGGGCAGUUCAGAGCCUGAAAUAAACUCUGUAUGAAUUUUGGGGCGGUUUGUGGUUUGGGCGUUCAGUCUGCCAGCUCGUCUCUUACACUCUGCAGGAGGCCGCCAGCUGUGGGACAGUCCCUUAGUUCUGCACUGGUGUCAAACACAGAGGGACAUGAGUCUAAUUCAGCUGAAUCCUGUUCACUUAGACCCGAUCAGGACAUCAGAAUCAUGAACUU